AUGAAACAAGUGCUACAUAUCUGUUCGUUACACUUUGUAAUUUCUUUCUUGUUUCAUUUGGGAAGUGCUGAAAACAUCACAGUUGAAUAUCGUCUAUUUGCAAAUCAAGAUGCCACAAAUUACAUAUCCAUUAGUCCGACGAAUUUGGGUCCAUUUUCAUACAAACCCACCUUGAAGUAUAUUAUUUUAUUGCAUGGCUGGCAAGCUUGUAUUGACGAUCCUGCUUUUGCAACAACUACAGAAGCUUUCAUGAAACAUCCGCAAUAUGUUGUAAUAAGGGCUGGCUACGGAGAUGCUUUAAGCGAUUUAUUAUACUUCCCUGAUUUGGAAAAAGUACCGUUGAUUGGUGAACAAGUCGGCCAUCUGAUUGAAACCAUCCAUACCCAAAAAAAUGUUCCAACUACACGAUUUGAAGUUGUUGGUCACUCUCUAGGAGCACAUAUUGCAGGAAAAGCCUGUAGCUAUGUAAAACACAAGGUACGUUCUAAAUGUUUUCGAAUAUUUGGUCUGGAUCCUGCUGCACCAGGUUUUACGGAUCCACCUUUAGGCUUGAAAAAAGACGAUGCCUUGCGAACUAUUGUAAUUCACACAUCGAUAAUUGGGCUGUCGGAACCAAGAGGACAUUUGGACUUUUACCCGUAUGAUGGGAUAUCGCAAGGAAGUUGUGGUGACGAACAUGGCGGGGAUCACACCAUUGCAUAUUGGUACUUUACAUGUAGUAUUAAUGGAGAUUGUGAUAAAUUCAUUGGUUACUUAUGCGAUGAUUAUUGGUCUUUCCUUUUCGGAGACUGUGAGAAACAGUAUAGUGCAUCGAUGGGUUAUUGGCUGAAUAAUGAUGUAAAAGAAGGCAGCUAUUAUCUAAGCCCAGAUUGUUAA
Dalotia coriaria is the source of this 876-nucleotide messenger RNA. Its product is annotated as pancreatic lipase-related protein 2-like. Gene Ontology annotation, molecular function: lipase activity. The record is from RefSeq and is a predicted model, not a curated record. The transcript has a single exon. Lineage: Eukaryota; Metazoa; Arthropoda; Insecta; Coleoptera; Staphylinidae. The coding region runs from base 1 to 876 and encodes 291 amino acids. Gene Ontology annotation, biological process: lipid catabolic process.